AGUGAAACCCCUAAAUACACGCCCAAAUCCAAUUUGACAAUCAGCUCUUGAAGAGAAGAACAGAUCUCUCUCUCUUCUACCUCCGUUUCCGCAUGACGCGCCACCGGAUCAAUGGCGGAUCCGCCGCAAUCUUCACCCUCCUCUUCCUCAUACACACAACCGCCACCUCCACCACACUUCCGAUCCCAGGACUAGACACCUUCCUAACCAACCAAUUCCGCCUCGACCCCAAAGCCACCAACGACUCCUUCGGAUCCCUCUCCUCCUCUCUCAAACGCUCCCUCUCCUCCUCCUCAUCCUCUCUCCACUUCUCCUCUCUCUCCCAACCCCUCCUCUCCCUCUCCGUCCCCGUCUCCCUCCACGUCCGCUUCGUCGGCGACUCCUUCCCUCCCUCCUCCCCCUCCACUCUCUCCUCCUUCAUCACAUCCGCCGUCACCACCGACGCCUUCCACGUCAUCUCCCCUCCCGACUCCUCCUCCGCUGACCACAACCUCGCCGUCUCCCACUCUCUCAACCUCGACGCCUCCCUCCCGACCUCCCUCUCCUCCCGCCUCGACGCCGCCUUGAAAUCCCUAAUCUCCUCAACAACCUCCUCCCUCCGAUCCAACCUCCUCUCCCUCCCUCACUCCCCAAUCGACGAGAUCGUGAGACAAGAGUACGAGAAGGAGAAGCACGGAGACGGAGGAGUCUACAUCUACCUCCUAUCCCUCGGUCCUCAGUCCAAGCCCUACGCCUACACCUACUCCCACGGAGACUCCUCCGCGGGGUUCACCAAGUGCCUCGGAAGCAUCUGGACCGGGAAAGAGCGUUACCUCUGGAUCGAUCUCUCCGCGGGACCCGUCGAUUACGGUCCCGCGUUAUCCGGAGACGGCGUGCUUCCACGUGGCGAGUUUCACCCUCUCGCGGCUUUCCACGGCCGUCCCAAGUCCGAGAAGGCUCUCCUCGCGGAUUUGGCUUCUCUUGUGUACAACGCCUAUCAGGUACUGCUCGUUCCUUCUCUGAGGAUCCCUGUCUACUUCGAGGAGUCUUUGGUUGUUCAGUUGAUUCAUGUUUACGGGUUGGAGCAUAAGGACCCGGUUGGGUUGGAUUGGGAAGUUGUGAAAGGAACUUUCUUGGAGGAAGCUGGGUUGUUGUUGGGAGAACAGAAGCUGAGUUUCAAGAGUUUUAGCGUGAGUUACAGAGAGUGUCCGAUUUGUUCGUUCGCUGUCUCUCGAGGGAUGAACUCGUACACGUCUAGGUUUCUGUUUGAUAACUACACGUUGAUUGUGAGUGAGUAUUUGGAUUCGAAGCAUAUGCAUCGGACGUUGACUGAGUCGGGAGAUGAGCUUAGAAGAGUCGCUGGGAUACAUGAGGAGGAGGAGUUCGCUAGGGUGUUACCUGUUUACGUGUUUGAUUUGGAUGUGAACACGCCGUUGUUGUUGGAUAGGUAUCAUCAGUCCGUUGCGUUUAAAGACAUGGUGAUUGCUGUUAGAACCAGGGGGACACAGUCGGUGAGUGAUUAUACUUGCAAUGGGCGUCAUGUGUUUGUUCAUACGCGGGAUCUUGAAAGACCUCUCGUUGGUUCGAUUCUUCAGAGCAUGUGGGGUGUGUCCUCGACUCAUCUGACGUGGAGCCCGAGGCAUAACUCGACGUUAGUUGACUACACAUGGAGCGUGGGGCAGACGCCGUUCGGACCGUUCUCUGAUAUCUCGUCUCUUUCGUUUGUUCAGAAAGACGCUGCUAAGAGAAACGUUAUUCUGACGUCGUUGAACACGACUAUCUCGAGCGCGAUCGAUGUUAUUGAUUCAACGGUUGCUUACGGAGGAGAGUCGGUCCUUGUGAAACAGAACCGGCACUCUGAGUUCAUGCAGAGGUGGAAUCUUUUGAAGUACAAGAUGGAGAAAUCUGUUUCUGCUCUGUCGCAUAAUGACUUUGAGAUGGCGUUGUUCUACCUGAGAUCGGCUUCUCACGACUUGUACUCGAUGCAUUCAGUGGUGUACUUGGCGUCACAGGAGGUGGAAGCGAGUCUCAACUGUUUUAAAGAUCCUCCGUUCCCGUGGGGAGCUGUUUCAGUGUCUGGAGUAGGGUUAGUGGCUUUGAGUUACGUGUACGCUAAAAGAGAUAGGCUCUUCAAGAGCAAAAGAAAACAGUUCUGAAGAAUCCAAGUCCUUACAUUGGAUGAAAGACUUAGCUUGGUUUUUGGGGUUGGAUACAACAUGUACUAUUAUGAGCUUGUUUCGAUUUGGUGAUGUUGAACUAAAGAAAAACAAAUGUUGGAUCUUUUUUUCUACUUAUUUUUGAAUAGUUAAGACAGAAAAUUGAAAUU
Messenger RNA from Raphanus sativus (radish), 2305 nucleotides. RefSeq lists its product as uncharacterized. NCBI's taxonomy places the organism in Eukaryota, Viridiplantae, Streptophyta, Magnoliopsida, Brassicales, Brassicaceae. The record is from RefSeq and is a predicted model, not a curated record.